Eimeria acervulina is the source of this 294-nucleotide messenger RNA. RefSeq names its product DnaJ domain-containing protein, related. Gene Ontology annotation, biological process: protein refolding. Gene Ontology annotation, cellular component: cytoplasm. The coding region runs from base 1 to 294 and encodes 97 amino acids. Lineage: Eukaryota; Apicomplexa; Conoidasida; Eucoccidiorida; Eimeriidae. The record is from RefSeq and is a predicted model, not a curated record. The transcript has 5 exons.
AUGGAGGACAUCUUCUUUCAUAUGCUCUUUGUGGUGCCUCUGACGCGAUGGAUCACCAGCGUCGGAGCAACGAUAGCUUUGGUUGCGCUGUUUGCAAUCGGAGUGCUUCAGUCUAGCCGCCAGCCUAAUCACUUUGAAACGAUUGGAGUUCCUCCAAAUUCUCCUCCCCGCGUCGUUUCCUCGGCUUACCGCAAACUCUCUCUGAUGUAUCACCCUGACAAAAAUCCGUCAAUGGAAGCGAAAGAAAUGUUCGCCAAGAUUAGGGAGCCUCCGCAUGUGAUAUCUGAACCUUAA